Messenger RNA from Nomia melanderi (Alkali bee), 1521 nucleotides. The record is from RefSeq and is a predicted model, not a curated record. NCBI's taxonomy places the organism in Eukaryota, Metazoa, Arthropoda, Insecta, Hymenoptera, Halictidae.
UAGAUAUAGAGUGGAUAACUUUUCAUGAGGGGAGUGUCACUAGAAUGCUCGCGGGCUCCAAUGUAGCACCUUUGGUAUCCUGUAUAGUGUAAUGAGUACUUAGAUAUUUAUUUAACUAAAUACAUGCAUUUACUUAGAGUACUUUUAUAAAUCAUUCACAUUAAAUAAAAUUCAUUUAAGGAAAUCUAUAAUAGGCUUAGUUACUGUUUCAUGUCACGAAAGUAUUUAAGUACUAUAUUCAAUAUUAUAAAUAAAAAACGGUACUUCCAAAAUGAAUAUAAAUAUUUUUAUUAAUAUUGAUAAAUAUAUGAGACUAAGAAAUAUUGUUAUCUAAAUUAAAAUACUAUUUCCAGUAGUUCUUGAAUUAUUUGUACCGAAUUUAAAAUACAUUUAUAACCUCACACUUUGUGUUUCGUUUAUUGGUAUAUAACAUAAUCUUUAAUACAAUGCUAUCACGUUUUGAUUCAAAAAUAUUUCGAUAUUUUGUACCAUUUAUGGUACUAGUUGUGGGAGGGUCAUUUGCUAUACAAGAAAUUACAGAAAUAAGAUACAAAUACCGAAGGACGAUUUCGUACGACGAUGUAAAAAAAGCAACAAAAGCACAAGGUAUUGAAAUGAAACCAUCUGAGAGUUUAGAAAAAAUAUAUGAGGAUAUGAAGGAGAAAUUGGAUAUUGAUAAUUGGGAAAAUAUUAGAAUACCAAGACCAUGGGAAGAGGAAAAUAAUGUAGAAAAUAAAAGCACAAAAUAAUUUGUUAAUUAUAAAAAAAAAAUUUAUUUUGUUUGAUCGAAAUUAUGAAGCAUUUUUAAAGAAAAUGGAUCACAAUUUCCAAAAGCAAGUUGCAAUGCUGUAUCAGGAUCUGUUUCUGUACCAGCAUAAUAGAGUUGAUCUUCUGUCACAUCAGGCAAAGGUGGAUUUAAGCGAACUUGUUUCCUUUGUAACGGACAAAAUACUAAUUGAUGUUUAAAAGUAAUAAUUGCCAAUAUAAAUGCAUCUCUAUAUUCCUUUGUAACAACUAAUGACUUCAUAUUCAAAUAAGAUCCCAAUCGAGUUAAAGCCUAUAAAAAUAAUUAUAAAAUAUUAUUGAAAAUUAGAAGGUACAUAAAAAUAGAAUUUGAGAAGACUUACCCUAUGUAUAUCACAGUCUGUAUUUAUUGUAAUAAAUUUUUUUGCCUUAUUUAACCCAAUUCCAGGAAGGGAAGGUAAAUAAUCACAGCCUGAUAAAAUACACAUGUUACGAAAACUGUCCAUAUUAAAGUGCUCUGCACGUAAUCCCAUAGCAAGAUGUAAACGCUCUUGGUCAACUAAAAGGCCAUUACCAUUUAUAUCCAUUUUAAAAAAUACCUGCAAUAUGAAAAAGAUUAAUUAAAAGUGAAAUUGUUAUAAACAUGUUGAUAUUACAUUAUUUGCAAGUUUAAAUGAUUUAAUAAUAUAUGAAAACACUAAAUUUAUACAUAACAAAAUACAAACUUUUGUACAACCAAAUAAUGUUAAAUCACUAUCUUCUGUAAUAACAAGAUCA